CUAGUUGGAGAGUUAGCAUUGAUUGAGCGAUACUCUAUCACAGCAGCCUCUGGUGGUUCAAUUAGUGCGGACUGUUCUGGAGCGCCAUCUCUCUCGACACAGACGUCGUCUCCAGAAACGCAUGCCGCACCGGAGAAUCUAAAUCAGCCAAUUGGCCAUGCCCUCCGAUCAAAUAUGAAUGCAUCCCAACAUUUUCCUAUGCUCUCAAAUUCUAUCAAGGAAGACCCUUCGGCUUCUAUAGACCAGUCGGCUUUGCCGCAAGCGCAUACACCAUCGGGUGAAUCUAAUACUUCAGCAUAUGACGAUAAGCUGAGUGGAAUAGCCGCCACUGGAUCGGAUGGACUACUUGAACAAAAAAUAUUUCCUGGUAUUGUGCAUGAGAGAGUUCAAAGAGGGAAUGUUUUAGGUCGACCUGAUGACCUCGAGGAAAAGGAAAGCAAAUAAUAAUAACCUACAUAUACUCGAUAUUCAGUCAGAUAAUAUACUACAGAUUUAGCCAUCAAUAGUAUAACCGCUGUCAAGCCCAAUAAAUGAGUUUCGCAGCGGAUCAUCUCUGACAAAAUUAGAACCCAAGGGUACA
Molecule: messenger RNA, 580 nt
Organism: Aspergillus ochraceoroseus IBT 24754
Lineage: Eukaryota; Fungi; Ascomycota; Eurotiomycetes; Eurotiales; Aspergillaceae
Exons: 3
Coding region: 175-444 (89 amino acids)
Source: RefSeq, a predicted model, not a curated record